AUGCUGCCACACACAAGCAUCGCCGAAUCCGCGCUCACCUCCUUAUCCGCCGCCCACCCCCCCACCGCCCCCAUCUUCAUGCUCAACCUCCUCCGCUACCGCCCGACCGCCGCCUACACUGCGCCAACCGACCUCCCCCAGGUCUCCGGUCACGAAGCCUACCACGCCCGCUACGUCCCCGCGCUGCGCCCGCUCAUGGCCGCGAACGGCAGCGUGCCGAUCUUCCUCGGCAGGGUCUACGCCGCGCUGUGUGGGCCGGCGGAGGGGGAGAGGUGGGACGAGGUCGCGAUUGUGAUGUAUCCGAGUGUGGCGGCGUUUAAGGAGAUGGUUGGGAGUGAGACUUACAAGAAAGAGUGUGAGAUGCAUCGGCGGGCGGCGUUGGAGGAGUGGAGGUUGGUGCCGUGCGAGAGGGUUGAGUUGUAG
Messenger RNA from Mytilinidion resinicola, 423 nucleotides. RefSeq lists its product as uncharacterized. The record is from RefSeq and is a predicted model, not a curated record. The transcript has a single exon. The coding region runs from base 1 to 423 and encodes 140 amino acids. NCBI's taxonomy places the organism in Eukaryota, Fungi, Ascomycota, Dothideomycetes, Mytilinidiales, Mytilinidiaceae.